ACCAAAGUUGCUUCAAACGGACUUUGACAUGAGGAGGAGCUUGAACAUCAGAUAUUUAAAGGAGAGUUUGUAUCGAGAAAACAAACGGUGAGUUACAGGCUUGUUCUCCAAAGCUUGUCUGGACAUUCAGAAGUUUAUAUUUUAUACAAAUGGAGUAAAGAAUUCUUUCUUCUUUUUUUAAAGAAACGAACAGAUUUCUGCUGUGAUUUACAGAGGGAAGAUUGAGAAGAUGGCAAUGUUGUUGUUGGCGGCUCUCAUCCCUGUUUUACUGGGCUGUGAGUGUGAUCGUGAUGUAGACAAGCUGGUCGACUGUUCUGACAUCUAUAAAUCAGGACAAAACCUCAGUGGGAUUUACUCCAUCUAUCCAGCAGGUGACUUUCCUGUCUGGGUUUACUGUGACAUGAUCUCAGGUGGGAAAGAUGAAGAUAAAGGAGGAUGGACGGUGAUUCAGAGGAGAAUGGACGGCAGUGUGAAUUUCUAUCGGCCGUGGAAUCAGUACAAGAGAGGAUUUGGGAAAGUGGAGAGUGAAUACUGGCUGGGGCUGGAGAACAUGUACCAGCUGACACGUAACAGGAAGUACGUGCUGAGAGUGGAUCUGGAGGACUUUGAAGGAAGGAAAGGUUUUGCUCUGUACUCGUCCUUCUCUGUGGAUUGUGAAUGUGUCGGAUAUCAGCUGCGUGUUUCAGGAUUCACUGAUGGAGGAGCAGGCGACUCUUUAUCUGUUCAUAAUGAUCAGAAGUUCUCCACCUUUGACAAAGACCAAGACUCCGAUAAGACAAACUGUGCCAAAGUGUAUCUCGGGGCAUUUUGGUACGCAGCCUGUCACUAUACAAACCCCAACGGUGUGUAUUUAUGGGGAGAAGAUCCCACCCAUUACGCCAUUGGUGUUGUUUGGUCAACCUGGAAGAAUUAUGCUGUCAGUAUGAAAUCCAUCAGCAUGAAGAUCAAACGUGUGUCUUAGAAACAUUACAGUGCUUCUGAAGGGGAAACAUUGGACUUUAUCUCAUUUUACAACAUUCCACUGUGUAACUAAGCAAUCAUGAGUUAAUAUCUUUUAAAUGUUUGUUGGCUGUUGGUGUAAUGCAUUAAAACCUUUCUUUGACUUA
Molecule: messenger RNA, 1106 nt
Organism: Ctenopharyngodon idella (grass carp)
Lineage: Eukaryota; Metazoa; Chordata; Actinopteri; Cypriniformes; Xenocyprididae
Product: microfibril-associated glycoprotein 4-like
Exons: 5
Coding region: 230-961 (243 amino acids)
Biological process (GO): elastic fiber assembly
Source: RefSeq, a predicted model, not a curated record